GUAGGGGACUGUGCGGGAAGCUGGGGGUGGAUGCAUGGUGGGGCCCGGGGUUCUGGGCCGGGAUGCAGCCCUACUGAGCCCCUUUCUGGUUCUCGACAGGUGAUGGAGACCCGCCAGGUGUCCAGGAGCCCUCGGGUUCGGCUGCUGCUGCUGCUGCUGCUGCUGGUGGUGCCCUGGGGCGUCCGCACUGCCUCGGGAGUCGCCCUGCCCCCGGUCGGGGUCUUCAGCCUCCGCCCCCCAGGACGGGCCUGGGCGGAUCCCGCCACCCCCAGGCCGCGGAGGAGCCUGGCGCUGGCGGACGACGCGGCCUUCCGGGAGCGCGCGCGGUUGCUGGCCGCCCUCGAGCGCCGCCACUGGCUGAACUCGUACAUGCACAAGCUGCUGGUGUUGGAUGCGCCCUGAGCGCGCUGCCCGUCCCCAUCUUAAUAAAGACCAUGCCCUGCGCUCCGGACUGCGCCUCGUUCCUGAGCGACCUGCGUGUGCGUUGGG
Molecule: messenger RNA, 489 nt
Organism: Pan troglodytes (chimpanzee)
Lineage: Eukaryota; Metazoa; Chordata; Mammalia; Primates; Hominidae
Gene: PTH2
Product: parathyroid hormone 2
Exons: 2
Coding region: 31-402 (123 amino acids)
Biological process (GO): neuropeptide signaling pathway
Cellular component (GO): extracellular region
Source: RefSeq, a predicted model, not a curated record